AUGUCGGCGAUAAAUGGGGAUGUGGGCAAGCAGCAGACGCUGCUUGCAAUACAGCAAGGCGUUUUCCUUAGGCCCUACAUAGUUGAGUCUGUCACUCUUCGCAUCGGCCCUGCACGUAAAAGGUACUUUGUCUCCUCUAGCCUAUUGCAGAAUCAAGCAUGGAUCGAAUCCUCCCGGAGUCGCAUAGAAUUGCCGGACAUUGACGAGAACACCGGCCAUAUCCUGGUCCAUUACCUCUACACCGGUACCUACCAAACGCUCGACAACAUUGACGAGUCUGCCAUGGAAGACACGCAUGCCGAGUUCAAAAGAGCGUUCUCCGCAUACGUCAUGGCACAUAAAUACCAACUUGCUGGGUUGCAGCAGUUGGCGUUAUAUAAGAUUAAAUACUUCGGCGGAAAUAUGACCGUGUGUGACAUCGUCGCUGCGAUUGACGCAGACUUCUCGAGACUAACAGAGAGUGCGAUCGGUUUCGAAGAGUACUUGAUAGAGAAAGCCAGAAAUGCGUUCGAGAAGGACCACACUGUGUUCUUAGGAGAUGGAUUGUUUGACCGUAUCAACAGCGUCGCGCUCAGCAAGAUCUUGGCGAAAUGCAUUAUACGGUUCUAUAAAGACAAAGUUACACAUAUGCUCCAGGUCGAAGGGUCAUAUAAUCAGUCUUCUGAGAAGCACAAGCCCUCAUCCGUUGUUGUGGUGAACGGAGAGGAGGUACUUAGGGGUGAUAUGAUAGAAAGUCCAGGCCAUGCAGAGGCGCAAGAAGACAAAGCGAAUGAGCCAGUGACUAUGAAGGAAACGCCUUUGCAUGCUGAGCAAGCGCUGGAGAUAGACGGCUGGGGCUCCUUCUUUCGUACUGGCAAGGAGAAAAAAGGGAAGAAGGGCUUGAGGCAGGACUCCAAGGAUGAAGUGCCACCACCGGCUGAGGAGGAUGGCUGGGGAGGCAUCACUACGACGAAAUCGAAAAAGAAGGGCAAGAAGGGAGCACUGAUUGAGGAAUCUGUCCCUGAGCCAGUGGCAGAACCAGAGCCUUCACCACCUGAACCUGAGAAGAAGGACGAGGAUGACCCGUGGGCUUUCUCGUUUAGUGCUUUGUCAAAGGAUAAGAAGAAAAAGAAGGGCAAGAAGGGAGCACCGAUUGAGGAAUAUAUCCCUGAGCUAGUGGCAGAACCAGAGCCUUCACCACCUAAACCUGAGAAGAAGGACGAGGAUGACCCGUGGGCUUUCUCGUUUGGUGCUUCGUCAAAGGACAAGAAGAAAAAGAAGAAAGGCUCUAUCGAAGAAGCAGCGCCACCACCAUCUUUCGAGCCCCAGCCAGUGCCCGGCAUUGAGCCGUUACAGGAUGAAAGUCCACGCAUACUAUUCGAGCCAGAACCGGUGCUUGAACCUGAGCCAGUGCUUGCAGACGACCCAUGGGGUUUUUCUUCCACUUCCAAAUCCAAGAAGAAAAAGAAGAAAGGUGUAUCUGAGCCGCCUGCAGAACCUGCACCUGUCGAGGAGCAGCAGGUAUCGCCUGAACCUGUGCCGGCGAACGUAGAAGACCCAUGGGGCUCUUGGGCUGCACCCACAAUAAUGUCGAAGAAAGCUGCACCCGAGCCGCCUGCGGAGCCUCAACCAGCCGCGGAGCCUGCACCUGUCGAGGAGCAACAGAUAUCGCCUGUACCUGAGCCAGCAAAUUUAGAAGACACGUGGGGCAAGAAGAAAAAGAAGAAGAAGGGCAAGAUGAUGGAAGAACCACCACCGCCCCCCGAGCCAGAGGUUUUUCCAGGAUUCGAGCUAGUGCAGGCAGAUGUACCUUCGCCACUUCCUCCCAUGCAAGAGCCAUCACCUGUACCCGAGCAAACAAGCGGAGAAGACCCUUGGGGUGCAACCACAUCUAAUUUGCAGAAGAAAAAGAAGAAGAGUAAGGGGAUGGUAGAGGAACCACACGCUGAAGGGCCUCUGUCGCCACCGCCUGAGCCAGCUUUGAUCGAGGAGCGGGAGGACGUUGUAGAUCCACUACCUGAGCACGUGGUUGAAAAGCAUCAAGAUGAGGGCUGGGGAGCUUUGAGCCACUCUCUCCCGAAGAAGGGAAAGAAAAAGAAGGGCAAGAAGGGUGAGAUAUCCCCUGGACCUAUACCAGAGCCUGUUGUUGUUGAACCUAGCAUCGUCCAAGCGCCGAACGGCAGUGAAGAACCAAGGUUAGAGGGCCAGGAGGAAGGAAAGGAGCCUCCGUCUAAGAGCGACACCGAGUUGUAUCAUGUGUCGGGCUUGGCUUGGUCAAGCUAA
This is a messenger RNA of Parastagonospora nodorum SN15, 2262 nucleotides long. RefSeq lists its product as hypothetical. The record is from RefSeq and is a predicted model, not a curated record. Bases 1 to 2262 code for a protein of 753 amino acids. The transcript has 3 exons. NCBI's taxonomy places the organism in Eukaryota, Fungi, Ascomycota, Dothideomycetes, Pleosporales, Phaeosphaeriaceae.